Molecule: messenger RNA, 3744 nt
Organism: Tachysurus vachellii
Lineage: Eukaryota; Metazoa; Chordata; Actinopteri; Siluriformes; Bagridae
Product: C2 calcium-dependent domain-containing protein 4C
Exons: 2
Coding region: 204-1475 (423 amino acids)
Source: RefSeq, a predicted model, not a curated record
GCGGUGCGGCAUUUAGACCGUGCGCCGGAUAAACUCACCCGUAUAAAGUACAGGGGGAAAAAACGCGCACUUCGCAUGGACAAAAGGACUCACAGACACCUGUGAUUUGUCAUACCUGAUACGAGAAGCAGCAGUUAUUCGCAGUAAGUUCCUCUAAGCUACUCAACAGGGUUGUUUCUUCUACCACUCCUUCUCAAAAGAGUAUGUGGCUCCUGGAGAAGAUCCGUGGCUCCGUGGAAGGCAAUGUUCUCCGUCAUCGGGACUCAGGAGACAACCAGUCCAAAGGGCCGACCCACAGCAAUGUGCUCACGCCUGAUAAGAUCCCUGACUUUUUUAUCCCACCCAAGUUGGUGUGCUGCCCCCCUGAGGCAGAUACUCCAGAGAUGAAGCCCAAGAAUGGGCUGCACUCCUCCACAUCCGAGCAGACCAUCUGCAGCAAGACGCCUCAGGGUGGCUCGCGCAGCCCACGCCUCAUCUGCAAGCUCACUGGGGACACCAAGAACUUGCUCAGGGCUGCCAACCGCCACAUUAUCCAGAUUGAGAGCGCCGAUGACUUAGCAGUGGGUGAUGUUGGUGACCUCACCACCAAUGCUGACCCUCAGUCCCAAACAGCCAUGUCCUUGCCCUAUGUACCCAAAGCGCAGACCUCCUAUGGUUUCACCACAUUGAUGGAAAGCCCUCACACCCGUCGCAAGGAGUCACUAUUCCACAGUGACCCCACUAGUCCGCUUACGUCCCCCAAUUCUCAGCGCAAGACACAAGGCAACAGCAACCACCUCAACCCAGGAGACUGCAAUACCUCGCAUUCCAACCCAUAUCGCUACUUCAGUGGUGGUGAGAGUGACACAUGCUCUUCAGCAGAGUCAUCACCGUUCAGUUCGCCCUUGCUCUCAAGGUCGGCCUCGCUUCUCAAAAUGUUCACCCAUGAGACCCAGGCUAAAGUGUCACGUGCUAAGCGCUCGUUCGCCCGCCACAGCUCUCUCUCGACAGACGAUUGCAGCUCAGUGGAGUCCAGUCCCAACAUCCAGCGGCGCUUCAGAUGUCCACCGUCGCCUGCGUUUGGAAGCCGCAAAGCAGGCGCCAACAUCGAACGGCUCACCCAGCACACGGUCAAACUACACAAAGGUGGUACAUUGCGUAUGUGCACAGACUACGACACGGAGGCGGCGCGGCUCCGGGUGCGUGUGCUUGCCGCUGAAGACCUUUACGAGAAGCAGGUCGAUGUAAAGAGCAUCAAUUGCUGUGUAUCUCUCUACCUGAACCCAGGAAAACUGCAGAAGCAGAGAAGCAACAUCAUCAAAAACAGCCGCAAUCCCGUCUUCAACGAGGACUUCUUCUUUGACUCCUUGCCUGCUGCACAGGUCAAGAACCUGGCAAUAAAGAUGAAAGUGGUAAACAAAGGCACCAGCCUGAAAAGGGACACAUUGCUUGGGGAGAGGGAGGUGCCCCUUAAAGAUCUGCUGCCUGGCUUUUAGUGGGAAAAGCAACAGACUCCACUGAACAGGAAGUAUGGACUGAAUCCAGAGCAAACAAAGUGUCCACUAUAAUGUUUCUUGUUCCUUUAUCUUGCUGUAAGAGGUGACCUUUCCUGUUCGAAGACUGAGAGCGUGUUAUUGACAAGGGUUCUGUUUGUGCACAUGUACUGAGUGUAUGUUUGGGGUGUGUCAGUAUUUGAACUGUACAUAAAGCUCUCUGUAAGUGUCCUUUUAGAAGUGUGUGUGUGUGUGGUUGUGUGUGUGUGUGUGUCUGUGUGUGUGUGUGUCAGGCUCACUAUGGCAACUCAUGUCUGAAGCCAGCGAACAUCUGUACGGCUGGCGAUGCAGCUACUCUGCACUGUGCACAUGUACAAAGAGGCUUUGAAGUGCCACAAUGGCAAAUGCAAAUGCAUGUUUGAUAUCUGGUCUGAAAUUCUACAACUUAUGUGCGUGAUAAAGACUUUUGUAUUUUGCUAUCACUGUAGUGUCAGACUUUUCCUGUAAGGCUUUUCUUCAACUUUAUCACUGAAGCAUGUGAGUGAGCUUCGUGUUGAAUUGUUCUUGCAUGUAGCUUGUUUGGUUCUUUAGCAGGUAGAAUUCUGUUUAUUUUCACUGAGGAGUUUUAUGGGACAAAUUCACCCUCCAGCCUUACGAACCAGACAAGCUGCACGUCACAAAACGAACACCUGUUCAUCUGACUUACUGUACGACAUUAAUUGAUUGCUGCUGUAAAUAACUGCCUAUCCUUGUUGUACAUGUGUAGGACAGACCUACAGUAUACUUGAGUAUUUGCACAAAUGUCUUGGCAUGUUUGUUAAAUUUCAUGUGCACACCUGAGACAAACUUGCCCAGAUAAAUGCAUAAGCUUUUUUCUUACCACUUGUUGAACUCCUUGACUGGAACGGAUCAGAUGAUCGUUAACAAAUGUAUAAAGUAAUGCCAAUAUUUAUUAUACUGUUUUAUGGAUUUGGUAUUUAUACUUUUUUAGUGUAGCUAAUUAUAAAUCCUUAUUAUAAAUCAUCUUAAUAGCAUCAGUGUAAUGGGCUGAAAAUGGCCACGGGUCCGUGUAAGCCUUCUUAUUUUUCAUUUACAGAGCCCUGUGAGCUCUUUAAUCUAAUUAGCAUUUAGGAGUCUCUGCAGUAUAGCGUGAACAAAGGCUAAAGCUGCUGUCCACAGACACUAGCGCUAGAGAAUAACACUUCUGGGCUUUUUUUUUUGUUUGUUUUGUUUAUUCUUUGAAUAUUAAAAAUGGAAUAUUUAUCAAACCACCUAAUUUAAACUUGCCUGUGAGAACUCCUGAGGGUUUGAACUGUUGGAGACAUGUUUUUGGUGCUAGAGGUGUUGGUAUUGAGAGAGAGAGAGAGAGAGAGAGAGAGAGAGAGUCAGUCAGUCAGUCAUCCAUUGUCAGCCUGUAUUUUACAUAAAGCUCAAUAAUUACACUCUAUAGAAUCUGCAGGGACCAGACCAUUUAAAAUCCAUUUCCUGGGUUUUCUGCCCAAACGUUUCUUACGUAGCUGGAACGAUUUCUAUCUCUAUUUUGAGCCUUCAUUUGCAAAAGUAAAAUUGCAGGUAUUAGAUUCCCUAUUAGCUUUACUUCAACGGCAGGAACUGUGAUUCUCAAUACGAAUAGAAGAAGUACAAUUACACAAGGGAGCAAUGACUUCUGACUGCUUGAAAUCUCACAAAUUAAAAUGGAUGUAAGAAGGCCCUGCACUCUUUGGUGGAAGUGAAAGGACUCAGCAAGGGCAUUCAAUUGCUAUUAAUUUUACUAUCCAUGCUCCUGUAGAUGAGAUUCAACUGUCUGGCGCUUGUGUUUGGAAGCCGAAUAUAAAAUAUGAAGUGCCUAUCCACUGAACUUGAUGCCUGUUCUUCUGUCUUUCCAAAUGUAGACCUCUGUGUGCAACCUUCUUUCUCCCUUAUUACUGUGUGUACAAUAGUUAUCAACACUAGCUUUAUAUACAAAGUCAAAAUAGACCGUAAUAUUGUACCUCUGAGUUCUAUAGUGUGGGUGUUGCUAUAUUUUCUGAUGCUGAAGAUGGAUAUUGUUGGUGUUGAGUGGAUGUGUUUCGUCAUCGUGGACUUUUAUUGUUUAUUCCACCCAGCCGAGAUUUCCAGCAGUGACUUUAUUUUUCGCCCAACUCCGUUUUCUGAAACUGCUUCCCGUAUAUUAAUUUCUCCAAUUUUAUAUUGAUCCUCCAAAUCCAAAGUGAAACAUGAUAUUGACCUGUCUAUUUUGGUGCCUCGUUCAAUAAAAGUUGUGUAGAUGUGA